Messenger RNA from Sitophilus oryzae (rice weevil), 1111 nucleotides. Its product is annotated as homeobox protein Hox-B3-like. Gene Ontology annotation, cellular component: nucleus. NCBI's taxonomy places the organism in Eukaryota, Metazoa, Arthropoda, Insecta, Coleoptera, Curculionidae. The transcript has 3 exons. Bases 88 to 1062 code for a protein of 324 amino acids. Gene Ontology annotation, molecular function: RNA polymerase II cis-regulatory region sequence-specific DNA binding; DNA-binding transcription factor activity, RNA polymerase II-specific. Gene Ontology annotation, biological process: regulation of transcription by RNA polymerase II. The record is from RefSeq and is a predicted model, not a curated record.
UACCGUAGCUCGUGAAGCGUUCCGAGAACAUUUUAUUUUAUACCGAUUAUUUUGACAGUGUUCUUGAGUUUCAAGCCAACCUCAAUCAUGUCUCUCUAUGAAAAUAACAACAUGCUGCCUGCGGUAGGAAUGCUGGGAUCAGGGGAACCAAAACAUGAGAUGGGAACAUCAGAAACGUCGGAGGAAGCCAAUAUGUCUCCUGUUUACAAUGUGCAGGCGUUCUACGAUCCACUUCGGUACAUGUAUAAUCCGGGUGCCGUUGCUGAAGAUCAUCCCCCUAUGCCCAUCCAAUUACCAACCGAAGGAGUACCCACUGAACCCAACGAACUUUUGCGCCUAAACAACGACCGGCGAAACGUACCCAACAAACGAGUCCGAACCCAGUACUCCUCAACUCAGCUGGUCGAACUAGAGAAAGAGUUUAUAAAGAGCCGGUACCUGUGCCGUCCGCGUCGAAUCAACCUAGCCCAAUCCCUUGCACUCACCGAGAAACAGAUCAAGGUAUGGUUCCAGAACCGCAGGAUGAAGUUCAAGAAGGAGACUAAAGCCAGAUCCCCCGAAGGACUAAAUGGAAGAGCUUCAGCGGAUAGUUCGUCCUCGCGAGGAUCGUCCCCGCCGAGACCCAGAUCCGCCGAGAGAAGUAUGGUAGUAAAUCGAUUGAUGAACCAUUCGGUUUUGAACAACUUACCUUACAACUACGGUACUGCUCCGACUUGUCCGCCAGUCCAGCCAGUCGAAGCAGGAUUGGGAGCGUCUCAUUGGAACGGAGGCAUGUUCGAUCACCAGUUUCAGCCGGUGUAUCCUCCUUUUCCUGUUGAAGCUGAGUACCCGAACUUUCCGUUUUCGAGUAGUUAUCCGCAACAGUUGUACCAAGGAGCGGCUCCGGCGCCGGCGCCCCCGGCAUGCGUGCAGGCUUCAACCAGCGGGAUGCUCUACGGUGCGCAAGAGUUGGUGCCUAAUCCCCCGAGAUAUGUCACUCCGGAAAGCGGGCAGGAAAGUACGUCUCCGCCGGUGUUGCACGAAGAAAGUUAUUUUGCUGCAACUGGAUAUACCCAGUUGUAGAUGGCACAACUUAGGUUGAACUGCAAAUAUGGACAAAUACUUUUUUAUU